Molecule: messenger RNA, 1026 nt
Organism: Pyrus x bretschneideri (Chinese white pear)
Lineage: Eukaryota; Viridiplantae; Streptophyta; Magnoliopsida; Rosales; Rosaceae
Exons: 3
Coding region: 144-662 (172 amino acids)
Source: RefSeq, a predicted model, not a curated record
UCCACUCUCUCGCACCAUCGACACUACCACUCUCUCUUUCUCGCGUACACACGCAAAAGACUAACGCGCCUAAAUUUUCUCUCUUAUCCAAACACCCCCUCAAAAUCUCCCAUCUCUCUCUGUCUCUAGCAAUUCCGCCAUCAAUGGCAAGGUCGUCGAUUUCUCAAACCCUUACCCUAACCCGCCACCUCUCGCCCAAAUCAUCGCCGUCCUCCUCCCGCCUCAUAACCCUGCGCGCCCAAUCCACCCUCCCUUUUCACCAUGAUCCACCAACCGACUCCUCCGCCGACUCGCCUUCUGAUCCCCUUCUGCGCAAGCUCGAGGACGCCAUCCACCGGAUCAUCGUCCGCCGAUCCGCGCCCGAUUGGCUCCCUUUUUUGCCCGGCGCUUCCUACUGGGUCCCUCCUCCACGGUCGAGAUCGCACGGCCUGGCUCAGCUGGUCGAUAAGUUGGCCAACCCUUUGAGUGAGGAAGAGACCAUGUCUAUGAGCACCGUUAGAGGGUGGCCUUCUUCUGCUUAUUUUAUCGAAGGUACAUCUCCACAACUGAUGGAGCCUGUGGUUGUGGUUCAGAGUUCUGAUGAUGUGUCCAAUCCCCAACCAACGGAGACCGUGGAUCAAAUUUCUAACAAUGUGUCCAAGUCCGAGGAUGAGGAGGGAUGAACCAUGUAGUUCUCAUCAGUGACAUCUGAGGCUCAUCUAGUCAUGUAAAUUGUUAUGUAGGACGGCAAUAGAUACAUUGAUGAAGGGCAUUUCGUCAAGGUCAAGAGCUCUACAGAUGCAAACUGGUUAGCGAGGUAGAGUGACUUCUAUCCAAGUUCAAGAUUACAACCGAAAAGGAGUUGCAUGUAAUUAUUCAUCAAGUAUAUAUAGUUGAUCAUUGUAGUUUGUUUUCAGUUGAAUUGUGUGUUAUUUGUACCUACGCCCGCAUGGUUAAUUUGCUCAAUUCGAGUUUUAACAUCAACAUUUCAGUUUUUAUCAGGAUGUCCAUGUAAAUAUACCAAGAGGUACAUCAACCUUUUGUUCA